This is a messenger RNA of Zeugodacus cucurbitae (melon fly), 3120 nucleotides long. Its product is annotated as protein SPT2 homolog. Gene Ontology annotation, molecular function: histone binding; DNA binding. The coding region runs from base 191 to 1987 and encodes 598 amino acids. Gene Ontology annotation, biological process: nucleosome assembly; regulation of DNA-templated transcription. Gene Ontology annotation, cellular component: nucleolus. NCBI's taxonomy places the organism in Eukaryota, Metazoa, Arthropoda, Insecta, Diptera, Tephritidae. The record is from RefSeq and is a predicted model, not a curated record. The transcript is spliced from 5 exons.
UUUCAAUUAUUUAUCGGAUCGUAAUAAAAACUGUCAGUCUUCGUAAAAAAUUAGUCUAGAUUUCAGUGUUCUCGAAUUUUGCAAAAUCUUAAAAGUAACGCGACAAUUUUUAUAAACAUACAAUAGUACACAGUAUUUAAUGCAAUUUCAAAAGAAAAGAUAGUAAAAAUCUAUAGACCAGGUUGUUAAAAUGGAUUUCGGAACUUUGCUGCAUGUGGCAAAGAAAAAUAGUGAAAACAGUAAAAAUGAGGGUAAAUAUUAUAGUACUAAAUUCGCUCCACCAAAAAAAGAAUCGAAGGAAAAGAAAUUGUCAGCGAAUAUACAGAAGUUUUUGCAAAAACGUGAGCAGGAGGAGCGUGAACGGGAAAAGGAAAAGCAGCAAAAACUAGCGAAUUUAUUGGCAAUGCGAGAUGAAAAAUCCAAAAAUAAGAUAAGAAAAAUGCUCAAAGUCACAAAAUCUGCCAACAAGUCUGUGUUAGACGAUGCAAUAAAUACAGAUCAUACUGCUGUUACAAUGACGGGACCCGAACAGCCCGAUCAGGAUGAUUAUGGAUAUGUUUCAACAGAGGCAAACGCUUUUUAUGCCAAAUAUAUCGAGAAGGUCAAAGACGUAAAGGAUGACAAAGGAUUUGCACCAAGUAGACCUCAAUCGCUUAGGGAUCUCUCAGGAACAAAGGAGCGUGUAAAAGCUGCCAUUACACGUGAAAUUGAAGAAAAGAGAGGUACAAAAGGACAAAGGAUAUCACACAGUAACACUAGUUCAUCUAGCAGUAUUAAGGAGUCGAGUAUAAGCCGAUCAAGUUCUUCCAAACCUCUGUAUGAUCCCGAAGCUGAGCGACGGGAUGAGGAACGUAAGAAACGAGAAGAGGAACAAAAUCGCAAAAAGAAUCGAAAACCGCCACCACCUCCAAUGGACUUUAAAGCUUUACUGAAAUUAGCCGAACAAAAACAACAUGAACCCGUUGAAAUAUUGCCAGUUGUUAAGAAAAAAGAACCCGAACGUUUGUUGACAUUGAAGGAGAAAAAGGAAAUGGAGGAGCGACAGCGUGCAAAGGAAGCACGCGAACGCAGAGAUCGAGAACGUGAAAAGGAACGUACACUUGGUGGAAGUUCGGGAAAAGAACGUCGAGAAAACGGUAGCACAGCGAUCAGUGCACCUGCUCGCAUGGAACCAAAUGGACGUAUACCAAAAUUAAAUCAAGCAACUAAAUCUAUUCCUACAACGACAGCACAAUCAACGAGUAGCAAGAGUAAUACUGGUAAACCUUCGACUAUUGUUAGCGGGACUAAUGGUAUUAAAAAGCCAUCUACUUCAACGGCAUCGACUUCAUCGUCGCAAAAAGACACAUUGAGCUCACAUGCGAAGAGUUCAACAUCCUCAGCCGUUUCUUCUACAAGUGCCAAACAAUCUCAUUCCUCUGCAUAUAAGCCUUCGUCAGUUAGUACAAAAUCGGCGUCAUCAACCAGUGCCUCAACCAGUAGUAGCAGCAGCAGCAAUAAGAAUCCUUAUGGCAGUUCGUCCAGUAAGAAUCCAUAUAAUGGUGCAACUCGCGAAUUUCCACCCCGUGAUAUGAAAACAGUGAAACCGCGACAAUUUCCGCCUCCAGAUGUACAAAAGACAAGACAGUUUCCGCCACCUGAUGUGCAACGCAACCGCGGCAGGGAAACAAAGAAGCCACAACCAAAUAAAAGACUGCGUAUUGAAGAUGAUGAUUCGGAGUACGAUUCGGAGAUGGACGAUUUUAUUGACGAUGGCGAUGAAGAAGAGGAUUAUUCAUCACAUAUACGCGCUAUAUUUGGCUACGAUAAACAAAAGUAUCGUCAUUUAGAUGAUGAUGAUGACGCUGCUAUGGAAUCCAACUUUGCUCAGGUACAGCGUGAGGAAUAUAUUAGUAAAAAGAUUGGAAUACAAGAAGAUUUGGAGGACAUGAAAUUGGAGGCAAUCGAAAAACGUCGCAAAAUGUUGGCGAAAAAGCGUAAACUUUAAGUUCGCGCAAAAUGAGUGCUUGAGUGUACUCGUUAAAAUAGUAUGCGUUCAUCUUAAUUAUUAUGUAACUGCAAUUUAAAUUUCAUUCGGUUGAUUGGUUGUUUUUGCAUCUUUUCUCAAUUUAUACAAAUUUUGUUACAAUUUUUAUUUGUUUUCAUUGUGUGAAUUGCUUUCAAUUAGUAUAAUCUAGCCACAAUAUUUUUACAUAUUCAUACAGUACAUAAACAUUUAUAUAUGUACGUUUAUUUAAUAUUUUCGCGAAAAGUUGAUUUCAAUUGUAUACGUAAAUACAACUAUAGAAAAUAAGAAAUAAAUUUUUGAAAUUAUUACCGCAAUAACGUAAUAAUAUUUAAUGCAUUAUUAUUAAUAUCUGGUAUACAAGGAGAACAUACAAGCACACCCAUAAGAAGGGAGCAUGCAUAUAAAUUACUAUCCAUAGUGACAGCAACAAUUGUUGCUGACAUUGCUAAGCACAUAAUUACGAUAAUUUCGGAGGGGUGGGUUGUUGUUGUUAAUCUACAGUUUACUUUGUUGUUGUUGUUCUAACUUGCAUAAUAUUCCGGUCAGAAAAAUUUCCAUUAGCAACCCAACUGUCAUGGGAACCAGCACUUUGAUUUGACUUUUGGUACAUGCUGAGAAAUAAAUUAUUUAUUUAUUAAUUAAAACAUUACAUUGCAAAGAAAAUUCUAUAAAAAUAGUUAACUUCAUUAGCAACAACAAUUUGUUGUAAGCUCGGCCCAAUACUCUAACAUUUUCAUUAUUUAUUUCUAUUUCACAAUUGGGCAACUCUCAGCCUUUUUGCGAAGCCAAUCAGCAAACGGAAUGUCAAAAUGAACUGUCAAAUAAUUUACCUUUUCCGCAGCAGCAACGUAUUCGUUCAACUUGCAUUUUCCACCGCGUGUGCGUUUUGUGCUUGGUAAUACAUUUUCCUGCAUCUUUAUUUUAUAUAAAUAAAAUAAGUGAAUUUUGAAUGAAACAAUACAAAUAGCGUUAGACUAACUCGAUAAUUAGAGUAGUGUGAAUAGUGUGUGUAAAUUUUUAGUGAGAAAUAAAUUGAUUCAAGUGAACUAAAAAACGGUACUUUACACCAAAAAAAAAAAAACAUAUACAUUAAAAUUGUGCAUUAGAAAAAC